AGAAAAUGUCCAAGCAGCUUGCCCAAAUGCAUGGGACAAAAGAGCAGGCCGAUGCUGCAAAAACAGUUGAGAAAGAUGUUAAGGUUCUCAAGGCUAAGCAAAAUGAUGAAGGACUAUUGGGCAUGUCUCUUGAAGCGAAAUCUGUUGAGCGGCAAGGAAAAGUGGAACAACUGGAGGAAUUAAAAAAGGCAUAUGAGAAAGAGAAAAAUAUGAAACAUGAGGAAGUCACAAAGAAUCUAGACUCUUCGAAGUUGGAACUGGAAUCAAAGAAGAGUGAUUUUGCUGCAAGGAAAGCGAAGGUGGAAACUUUGGUUGUGGAGGGGGAUGGCAUAAAUAAGAGAAGGAAUUUAGAAAUAGAAUCUGGAGCAGCUACCAAGCAUCAACUGUAUAAAAAAUGUGAAGAGAUCGUUAAUGAGUUUCACAGCUAUUUACAAUCUAUCGGGUCUUAUCUCGACGGGGUGCAGUGUUAACUUGUGCUCAACAGCAGUUAACUAGUAGAUUCUAGAAGUUCUGAAUAUAGAGUUUCGGUACAUUCUGUUCAGUGAUUAUUUCGUUCAUUGCUUUGUGGAGAAUAGCGGAAGUCAUGUGCCUUUGCUGCAAAGUAGUUGGCAUAUUUGUUGUGUUUCCUUACAUGCUGGCUCGACCAAAUGUCUGGAUCACAGUUUCUUAUUUAAUCCGCACGUGUUGACCUGUACAUUUGUAUUUAUAUGAUCAAGCUUGCGCGUCA
Papaver somniferum (opium poppy) is the source of this 727-nucleotide messenger RNA. RefSeq lists its product as uncharacterized. NCBI's taxonomy places the organism in Eukaryota, Viridiplantae, Streptophyta, Magnoliopsida, Ranunculales, Papaveraceae. The transcript has 5 exons. The record is from RefSeq and is a predicted model, not a curated record. Bases 6 to 470 code for a protein of 154 amino acids.